Messenger RNA from Lacerta agilis (Sand lizard), 1923 nucleotides. RefSeq names its product RB binding protein 5, histone lysine methyltransferase complex subunit (gene RBBP5). Gene Ontology annotation, molecular function: protein binding. Bases 195 to 1814 code for a protein of 539 amino acids. The transcript has 14 exons. The record is from RefSeq and is a predicted model, not a curated record. Lineage: Eukaryota; Metazoa; Chordata; Lepidosauria; Squamata; Lacertidae. Gene Ontology annotation, cellular component: Set1C/COMPASS complex.
CCCGAAGCGAUGAAGCCGAGAGUCGAGGCCCGGAGUUCGGCGUGACUCGAAAGGCGGACCGGAGCCCUGCGAAACGAGUGGGCUGCGGUUGUGUCAGGCUGAGCCUUGAGCCGGUCCCCUUGGCUGGGUGUGCGCGAGGACCCCUGGGUCCUUGGUUCCGGAGCGGGAUCGGACGGAGCGAGAAAGUGGUCAAGAUGAAUCUGGAACUGCUUGAAUCAUUUGGACAGAACUAUCCAGAGGAAGCUGAUGGCACACUGGACUGCAUUAGUAUGGCCCUUACUUGUACUUUUAACAGGUGGGGCACACUUCUAGCAGUAGGUUGUAAUGAUGGUCGGAUUGUCAUUUGGGACUUCUUGACAAGAGGCAUAGCUAAAAUUAUAAGUGCUCAUAUCCACCCAGUCUGUUCUUUAUGUUGGAGCCGAGAUGGCCACAAAUUGGUGAGUGCGUCAACUGAUAAUAUGGUAUCUCAGUGGGAUGUUCUGACUGGUGAUUGUGAUCAGAGGUUUCGUUUCCCUUCUCCUAUCCUGAAAGUCCAGUACCAUCCCCGCGAUCAAAACAGGGUGUUGGUAUGUCCAAUGAAGUCUGCUCCUGUCAUGCUAACAUUGUCUGAUUCAAAACAUGUUGUCCUACCAGUGGAUGAUGAUUCUGAUCUGAAUGUGGUGGCUUCUUUUGACCGGCGAGGGGAAUAUAUCUACACGGGGAAUGCUAAAGGGAAGAUCUUGGUCUUAAAGACAGACACUCAGGACCUUGUUGCUUCCUUCAGAGUAACUACAGGAACCAGCAAUACUACAGCCAUUAAAUCUAUAGAGUUUGCUCGAAAAGGAAGUUGCUUUCUAAUAAAUACUGCUGAUCGCAUAAUCAGAGUCUAUGACGGUCGGGAAAUCUUGACUUGUGGUAGAGAUGGAGAACCAGAGCCAAUGCAAAAGCUGCAGGACUUGGUGAACAGGACGCCUUGGAAGAAAUGCUGUUUCUCUGGCGAUGGGGAGUACAUUGUUGCAGGGUCAGCACGUCAGCAUGCUUUGUACAUCUGGGAGAAGAGCAUUGGGAACUUAGUGAAAAUCCUCCAUGGCACAAGGGGAGAGCUGUUGCUAGAUGUGGCAUGGCAUCCUGUCCGACCUAUCAUCGCUUCUAUUUCCAGUGGUGUAGUAUCUAUAUGGGCUCAAAAUCAAGUGGAAAACUGGAGUGCCUUUGCACCUGAUUUUAAGGAACUGGAUGAAAAUGUAGAAUAUGAAGAGCGAGAGUCUGAAUUUGACAUAGAAGAUGAAGAUAAGAGCGAGCCGGAGCAGACAGGUGCUGAUGCUGCAGAGGAUGAGGAAGUGGACGUCACCAGCGUAGAUCCCAUUGCUGCUUUUUGUAGCAGCGAUGAAGAAUUGGAAGACUCCAAAGCUUUGUUAUACUUGCCUAUUGCUCCUGAAGUGGAAGACCCGGAGGAAAACCCCUAUGGCCCUCCACCAGAUGCAGUGCAGACUGCCUUACCUGAUGAGGGAAUAGGCUCUGAGAAGAAGAGGCAGUCUUUGUCUGAUGGACCUCAGCCACCAAAGAAGAAACCUAAAACAACCAACAUAGAACUGCAGGGAGUACCCAAUGAUGAAGUCCAUCCGCUUCUGGGUGUGAAAGGAGAUGGUAAAUCCAAGAAGAAGCAAGCAGGCAGGCCUAAAGGAUCAAAAGGUAAAGAGAAAGAUUCUCCAUUUAAACCGAAACUCUACAAAGGGGACAGAGGUUCUUUACCUCUGGAAGGAGCAGCGAAGGGUAAAGUGCAGGCGGAGCUGGGACAGCCUUUGCCAGCAGGUGGUGGUAUUUCAGAGCUGUUAUGAAGACUUCCCAACCUUCCUCACCUUUCCUUGUUCAGUCAGAUAGUGGACUGACUUUAAGCUACUAUGGUAAGGACAAGUGACUUGGCUCCCUAUGGAUACAGGGGACAUU